AUGCAGAAGAUGUACUUUCAGAUUGAUAGAGUGCUAAAUAAUAAUACUGGUGGCUUUGGUGAUGAUUAUAUUGGUUGCAUCGUACUAGCUCUAAAUCCAGGAAGUAUCAAAGUAUCAUGUACUGUGUAUUGUGUAGACAUACCAGAGUCAUACAUGUUAAAUCAAUCUGUAAAAUAUAUCAAGGAUGAUAUACUUAGAAGUGGGAAUCAAAUGCUAGGGGGAUUUCAGAUUUUAUUGGGCAGUUUUGAAAUCGUUCAAGUGUCAACUAUACAUUUACAAGAACCACCAGAACUUCAGAAACUAUUUACAUCAACUACCAACUCAAAGGUUACAACAACAGCCCACACAACAGCUGAUAAAUUGUCUACCUUUACGUCAAAGCUUGUAACAUCGCAAAACGUAAACAUAAGCUCUUUACCAGAUAUAAGUACCACAUCACUUGCUGUCACAACCCCAUCAAAUGACACAUCAUCCCAAAUGUCUUCCAUUACUUCUAAAAUUACAUAUCCCACUGAGGAAACAAAUAGAACAAUGACAACAACUAUUGAAAGUUUUGUGACGCCAGCACAAUCAACCAGUGUCCGGUCAAGUUCGACGCCUAAUGAAUCGUCAGAAAACGUCCAACCAACGGUUUCCAGUAUAACAUCUACGACAGUAGGUGCAAAUGUUGUUUCUAACGAUACAACAGCACCUGAAAAAGAUAUGACCACAGCGGAGGAAAUAACAACACAAGCAGGUGUUUCAAAUGUUACAUCAGAUGGCACAAUUCCGGCUCAAACAACAGAACCAUCCUUACAAGUAAACGGUAACUGGGGAAGCUGGUCUUUCUGGGCUGGGUGUGCAGAAACAUGUGGUGCAUCUCUUCGACAGAGAACUAGACUGUGUAAUGAUCCAAACCCAAUAAAUGGUGGAAAACCAUGCCAAGGAAAUAGUACUGAAUAUAAAUCAUGCGUUCUUGAAAACUGUCCAGUUGAUGGUAUGUGGACACAAUGGUCUCCAUGGAGUGCAUGCAAUGUUACAUGUGGCGGAGGACUAAAAUAUAAACAAAGAACAUGUACAAAUCCAGCACCAAAAUUUGGAGGAGAGAAAUGUGCUGGGGAAGAAACUAUGUUUGAUUCAUGCAGUGAAAUGUCAUGUCCAAUCGAUGGAAUGUGGUCACAAUGGAGUUUGUGGUCCUCAUGUGAUGUCACUUGUGGUAAUGGAAGUAUGCUUCGAUCAAGAAGUUGUUCACCUCUUCAAUUUGAAGGAAAAGACUGUGAAGGAAAUACAACUGAUAUUGGAUUGUGUGAAAACCCACCAUGUCCUAUCAAUGGUAAUUGGUCUACUUGGUUGACAUGGGGAGAAUGCAGUUUAACUUGUGGAGAUGGUGGUAUUCGACAACGAAAUAGAACGUGUAGUGAUCCAGUUCCUCUGUUUGGUGGUAAUGAAUGCGACGGGGACGGUACAACUAUUGGUCCAUGUCAAGACAAUCCAUGCCCUAUACAGGGAGGCUGGGGCGAUUGGACUCCAUGGGAGAAAUGUAGUAAGACAUGUGGAAGUGGAACAAAAAGCAGAUCACGAGACUGUAGCGAUCCUCUUCCUCAACACGGAGGCAACUUCUGCGACGGAUUUCCAAAGGAGUAUACAGGAUGUGAAGAGGAGAAAUGUAAAGUUUUAGGAUAUUGGUCUCCAUGGGGUACUUGGGACGUUUGUAGCGUGACGUGUGGUGAAGGAGUCAGUUUUAAACGGAGAAUCUGCUUUGGCCAAAGUGUUAAUGAUGAUGAACAGGUUAUAUGUAUAGGAGAUGAAAGCGAAAAUAAAACUUGCCAGGAAGAUCCUUGCCCAGUUGAUGGUGGUUGGUCAAACUGGAAUGAAUGGGAUAAGUGCAGUCUACCUUGCGGAGGAGGAAUUCAAACAAGAAAUCGUAGUUGUAAUGAUCCGCUCCCACAGCACGGGGGAGAGCUUUGUGACGGUAACGAAAAUGAACAUCUGCAGUGCAAUAACCACAACUGUCCAGGUGGCAGUUGUACAGACGCAACAGCAUAUUUAUACGACGAUACAAUUAGUAUAGCAUGUAUCAUCACUGGAAUGUUGAAUCCUAUGUCAAUUAUUAUUACGAGAAACGGACAAAACAUAGCAGGAAUCAACGAAAACAGAGAAGUCCAAUAUCUACUAUCAUCAACUGAUUUUAGUAUAGUUAUUAAACAGGCCGAAAAUAUAACUUUAUCCUUGUUGUUUGAAAAUGUCACAUGUGAAGACGAUGGCUUUUAUGUAGUGCAUGUAAACAGUACAGCCUUUUAUGGGGUCAAUAUCACUGGAUCUCUUUUGAUUAUAGACAAACCAACCGUUCCUGUAUUCUAUGUGAAUCCUAAUCAGUUUGCCAGACUAUCAUAUAGACAAUCUGACUUUGAACAUCAAUGUUCCGGAAAUAUUGGGAAACCAACUGGAGAACUAACAAUAGAAAUGAAACUGAAUAACUCGGAGUUUUCAAGAGUUCCACCUACGGAUCUAGUUGUUGUACAGAAUUCUCGUUAUACAAAAGGAUGCAGUAAUUUUCAGAUGUUGAGAUUUACUAUGAAUUUUACAUCAUAUAUGAAUGAAGCAGUUAUGAGAUGUCGCGUGCAAAACGACUUCAUUCUUGGAGGGGAAAUAAUUGGUUCGGAAGUAGAUUUAUCAACUUUCCCAAAAGACAAAUGUACUGAUGUUUCUGUCCAUAUACAACACGAAGCAACGAUGACAUGCACUUUAAACAGAACAAAAGAAUAUGAAGAGAUAAUGAUUGUCAAAAUCAAAGAUAGUGUCAACAUAAAUAUAUCAAGGAUUAGUAAAACCGGAAAUAUAGCAUACCUCCAAGACUAUUUAAACAUAAAAAUACAUGUUAUUACGAAUUCUGUUAUUUCUAUUGAUUUUUUAAACACCACUUGUGAUGAUGAAGGAGACUAUAUGUUGAUUAUAAGUAAUGGAACAACGGUUACAGCCACGGUGACAGGAUCAUUGCAGCCGAUAAGUGAUCCAGAGAAGCCUACUUUAUUCUUAAACCCUGCCGUUGUUGUCGAGUCCGGCUCUUAUAAUGAAGCUCAUCAUUGCUACGGAAAUGUUGGAUACCCACCGGGGGAACUUCGUAUCGAUGUUUUAAUAGAUUUGACCGGAAAAGUUGAUAAACAGUAUUACCAAAUACCGGAUGAAUUCGUUUCCAGAUUGAAUGACAUUAGAACUAAUCAGGAUUGUCAUGGAUUCCAAAAUCUUACAUUCUUACUAAACGUAGAUGGUCAGCAAAAUAAUCAAACUUUGAGAUGCAGAGUAGAAAAUAAAUAUCAAUCUGAAGUAGAUCCUUAUGCAGAUGUUCAUGUCCUUACAAUUAUCCCAAAAGACAUAUGCAAGUGCAAUACUAUACAAUCCGGUAUACGUCGCGGACAUCCUGGGCGAUGUGAUUAUUAUGUUGAAUGUGUUAAUAUGACAGUUCCAGUGGGAAAACAAUGUCAGGCAAACCAAUGCAGAAAUAGUUCAACAGGAAUCUGUUCAGAUGACUGUUCUGAGAAUGUAUGCAAGGAAACAGUUCCUGCAGAUUUUUGUGGUGCUGUAACCAUACCAUCUAUAGAUAUGACUACUACCGUUAGUCCAACUGUGUCACCAAUAGAGUGCACGAAUACAUCGAUUUUCUUGAAUACUGGUCCCGCAACAAUACUGUGCUAUUUGAAUAGAAUAACUUUUAAUUCAAUAACUAUCAAUAGAGCUUCAGAGACCGAGGAAACAAAAACAUUAGGAUUCAUCAGCAGUGAUGGUUCUGUCAGCAUGCUGCCAAUAGAGGAACAAUUCAAUAUAACAAUAGACUUUGACGGCACCAAAUUAACCAUUACAAUGAUGGUAGCGACUUGUGGUUCAGAGGGACCUUACACUGUUGUUGUUGAUACAAGUGACCAAAUAUAUACUACAAAUGGUCAUUUAAUAAUCUUACGCAAGCCAUCAAAUCCAAACUUAGAAAUGAAUAAAGAUCAGGUGAUAAAUCUGGGAUAUUACAGACCAGGAUUUGAACACGUAUGCAGUGGUGACGUCGGUGAACCUCCCAGAAAUCUAAUUAUAGAAAUACAGCACACUGGGUCGACGUCUUUCGAACCGUUACAAGAUCAAUUCAUAAAAAUCAUAUUCACAAAGAUUCAACGAGAACAUUGCUAUAACAAUACAAUGACAGUCCUGUUUGGCAUGCUGUUUUCUCCUGAAAUGAUCAAUAGUAAAAUACGGUGUCUUGUGAAUGAUUCCGUUUCUUUGGGAAACAAUGAAAUUUUUGCAGACACAGAAGAUUUACACCUUAUUCCAGAAGAUAUCUGCAAUUGCAAUACCAAAGAUAGUGCAAAAAAGGGACACCCAACAGUUUGUGACGUUUUUGUGCAGUGUACUAAUUUCACAGUACCUCAAGGAUUACCAUGUCCAUCUCUUAACUGUAGAAAUAGUGUGACGGGUGAAUGUAGUACUGACUGUUCUGUAAAAACAUGUAGUGAACCAGUUCCACAAGAUUUUUGCAAAUAGGAAGCAAGGAAACAGUAAUCACAGGUUCAAGAAGAAAUAUCUCAGGUUUCAAAUGAAAAUUUAGUCUGUGGAUACAGUUUCCUACAACCAUUCAGACUAUCCUGUGGAUAUAGCCUCAUAGUUCAUAUCGGAACAUUUAGAGGAUUAUUUUAAGUGUUCCAUCAAAAAGAUUUACGUGUUCCAUCAAAUAGAUUUGCUUGUAAACAAAAUGUGUUGUUCAUUAAACAUUCACAUCAAACCCAUCUUGGUUAUCCAGACGAAGUUCAAGCUUGAUCGGAAUAAUGAAUAAUGAAUUAUAUGUUCAUAUGGUUUUUUUUUUCGAAAACUAUUUGAUGUUGUUGAUUCAUGUAUAUUCAUAUUAAUUUCUCAUUAACAGACUGAACAAUUAAGAAAUUCGCCCACGUCGUUCAUUGUAAUUUGAAUGUUAUAAAAUAUAAAUGAUUAUUGUAUUGAUUGUACAUAUUUCAAUUUCAUUUUUAUUAAAUUUAGUAGAAACUCUCAAAUAGCUUUG
Mytilus californianus (California mussel) is the source of this 5014-nucleotide messenger RNA. RefSeq lists its product as uncharacterized. The transcript is spliced from 20 exons. NCBI's taxonomy places the organism in Eukaryota, Metazoa, Mollusca, Bivalvia, Mytilida, Mytilidae. The record is from RefSeq and is a predicted model, not a curated record. The coding region runs from base 1 to 4503 and encodes 1500 amino acids.